Messenger RNA from Solea senegalensis (Senegalese sole), 7861 nucleotides. RefSeq names its product endothelial PAS domain-containing protein 1-like. The coding region runs from base 394 to 3087 and encodes 897 amino acids. The record is from RefSeq and is a predicted model, not a curated record. NCBI's taxonomy places the organism in Eukaryota, Metazoa, Chordata, Actinopteri, Pleuronectiformes, Soleidae. The transcript has 16 exons. Gene Ontology annotation, molecular function: DNA-binding transcription factor activity, RNA polymerase II-specific; protein dimerization activity; RNA polymerase II transcription regulatory region sequence-specific DNA binding. Gene Ontology annotation, biological process: cellular response to hypoxia; regulation of transcription by RNA polymerase II.
GUGACUGUCACGGUGCCAGCUGAACCGCAGGUCAAAGACCGAGCAGCGGCGACUCUUCGACUUUCUCACAUCUGCGACGGAAGCGGCGGCUUCAGGCGGCCGUACAGCAGCGCUUCAGCGGCUUUAACCAGCGUCCAAGCCUCGGUCUGUGUGUGUGUGGAGGUGUUGGUUUUCCCUCUCUGCGGGUGAGAGGCUGUACAAUCCUCGGCAGUGUUCUGAGACUGUGCGGCCCCACCAGAACCAGAACCAGCACCAUCAGCGCUUCAUGGACUAACCUUACAUUAUCUGUCGCUGAACUCUGAACUCUGGCCUUUUCAUGUGACACACACACACACAUAUUUUUUCUUCCUCACUUUUAUAUUUUUCCUUCUUUAAACCUGGGCUUAACUUUGCAUGUCGGGGAAUAACAGCGUUAGAAGAGCAGACAUGACAGCAGAGAAGGAGAAGAAGAGGAGCAGCUCAGAGCGUCGGAAGGAGAAGUCCCGUGACGCCGCCCGCUGCAGACGUAGCAAAGAGACGGAGGUUUUCUAUGAGCUGGCACACCAGCUGCCCCUCCCACACAGCAUCAGCGCUCACCUGGACAAGGCCUCCAUCAUGAGGCUGACCAUAAGCUUCCUGCGCACACGCAAGCUGCUGGCCACAGGUCAUAAAAGCAGUGACAGCGAUGAGGACGGACAGAUGGACAGUCUGUACCUGAAGUCACUGGAGGGCUUUAUCACCGUGGUAACGUCAGACGGCGACAUGAUAUUCCUGUCUGAGAACAUCAACAAGUUCAUGGGGCUCACGCAGGUGGAGCUCACUGGUCACAGCAUCUUUGACUUCACACAUCCAUGUGACCAUGAGGAGAUCAGAGAGAAUCUCAGCCUGAAAACAACUGGCAGUGGCUUUGGCAAAAAAGGCAAAGAGCUGACCACAGAGCGGGAUUUCUUCAUGAGGAUGAAAUGCACUGUGACCAACAGGGGGCGCACUGUCAACCUCAAGUCAGCCAGCUGGAAGGUGCUGCACUGCACCGGACACCUGAGGAUGUACAACAGCUGUCCUCCCAGAGUGUUGUGCGGCUUCAAAGAGCCCCCGCUCACCUGCGCCGUUCUGAUGUGUGAGCCGAUCCCACACCCGUCCAACAUUGACACACCUCUGGACAGCAAGACCUUCAUGAGCAGACACAGCAUGGACAUGAAGUUCACCUACUGUGACGAGAGGGUAACAGACCUGAUGGGUUACACUCCUGAGGAUCUUCUGGGUCGUUCUAUCUACGACUUUUACCAUGCCCUGGACUCUGACAGCAUCACCAAGAGCCACCACAACUUGUGUACCAAGGGUCAGGCAGUGAGUGGUCAGUACCGUUUGCUCGCUAAGACUGGAGGCUACAUCUGGGUGGAAACCCAGGGAACUGUCAUAUAUAACAGCCGCAACUCACAGCCUCAGUGCAUCGUGUGCAUCAACUAUGUCCUCAGUGACGUUGAGGAGAAGUCGAUGGUUCUCUCCCUGCAGCAGACCGAGUCUCUGUUCAAGCCUCGACACAUGAGCAACUUCUUCACUGCUGGAGGUGCAGGUGUGACCGGAGAGCCAGGAGACGCCAUGUUCACCAAACUGAAGGAGGAGCCAGAGGACCUGGCACAGCUGGCUCCAACACCCGGAGACACGAUCAUCUCCCUGGACUUUGGCCGCUCUCAGUGCGAGGUGUCUGCAGAAGCUAUGCUCCCACUAGGACCGCCGUCCUGGGCCGGAGAGAGCCUCAAACCUGUCAAUUUCACGUCAGGCAAAUCCUCAGCUCCCACUUCAGGAGACGCAUCUAACAUGGCUGCUUCGACAGCAACACGGCAGAAUCCACCAGCAGCCAGUGGUACUCCUAGCCUCAGCAGCUGCUCCACGCCCAACAGCUCAGAUGAUUACUACAGCAUAGUGGAGAGUGACCUGAGGGUGGAGCUGACAGAGAGGCUGUUUGCUCUGGACACAACAGAGGGCAGCAGCACAUCUGCAAAUACUGAGAUGGACUUUAGUGACUUGGACCUGGAGACUUUAGCUCCUUACAUCCCCAUGGACGGAGAGGACUUCCAGCUGAACCCCAUCAUCCCAGAGUCUGAGUCCCUGGAGACAAGUCCCGCAGGAUCAAUGAUGGGGAGCAGCAGCAGUAUCAACAGCAGCAGCAGUAACCGCAGCAGCAGCCCUCCACAAACAAACCAGGCAUCCCAGCAGACCAUCAGCAAUGUCACCAGCCUCCUCCAGCCCCUGUCCUCCCCUCCUCAACCCCAUGGUCACUAUCAGCCCCGGCCUGCUGCAGCCUCAUCCUGGGUCACAGAGGAAAAGAGAAGCUCCAGCCAGGGGCCCACAAACCCCCGCACAGCAUCUUACAUGAUGGGGCACAUGCAGAACCCACCGUACCAGGCCCCGGCAAACACCCCCCUCUCUUCUAUGGGUGGCAGGCAGAAUUUGCAGUGGCCCCCGGAUCCUCUGUUAACCUACCAACAACAGCACCCAGUCACCAAGUCUUACCUGAUGGACUCCUGCCAACAGGACAUGGCACAGGUCAUGCAGAAGCAGAGGUCUGUGGACAACUUUGUACAAGCCUACAGAGACUUGAGUCCAGCCAGGAACAACAGUAUCAAGCGCUCCUUCAACCAGAUGGCUGUGGGUGAAAAUAAGCCUUCAGAUCUCAUGUGGAAGAGGAUGAGGAGUGAGAGCUGCAUGGACAUGGAUCGCUCCCUCAGCACUGGAUCACUGACAGAUUUUCCUGUGUCACCUCGCUGUCCUCUCUCAGAGUCGGGAGUGAGCAGAAUGUUAGCGGGCAGCUUGCCCUCACACCCCAGCUCCCUGCAGCAACACAGGAAGUGUCAGUACCCAGGAAACGGGACAUGCGCCACGAAUGAGAAAGGCUUUCUACUGAAGAGCUGCAACUACUUCGAUUAUAACGUUGCACCAUCUCACAAGAUGGAGGGUAUAGCCAGUCGUUUGCUGGGCCCCUCGUUUGAGCCCUCCUUUCUGCCGGAGUUGACCCGUUACGACUGUGAGGUCAACGUCCCUCUGCAGGGAAACCUGCAUCUCCUCCAGGGCUGUGACCUGCUUAGAGCCCUGGACCAGGCCACCUAGUCUCCCACAUUCAAACCCCACCAAAGACCCAGACCUAACCCUAGCCCUGAACCUCAACCUACAGCCUGAGUCCUGUUUAUCACCUUUAUGCCUCUGAGCCUUCGACAACCCAGAGGCUAAGCUAUUUUUAGGGAAUAGUAUUCACAACCAGCUCCUGCUUUAUUUAGCUCACUCUGCCUUCUCUGUUGUUCUGUAUGCUGAUUCUUUCAGGAGUCAAGCCUCUUAAACCCGCCCUCUUUCUUCUUGACUCAGAUUAUGUGCAGGUUGACCUCCAUCAUACAAAAGUGUCCCUGCAUUGAGCCAAACCCAUCGAGGACCUACACAAAUGAAAACCCCAGUCACUUGGUAAGAAAAGGUCAAUGUGGGACAGUUUAAUAAGCCUGACCCAGGUCCUGUGUUCAGUGUGGACACGGGUCUGGGCUAAACAUUCAGACACGCAAGGCUGAACUUGGGUUUCGGUGUGAACAGGGUAUUUUAGAAGUGUGGAAUUCAGACACAAUCUCUACAAUCUCAAAGACAAGAGAUUCAAACCUGUGUCUUAUCCAGGGCCUGUUUCCUGUGAUGUAAACUCUAUGCAGCUGAGUCCCGCCUUACCUUCUCUUUAUCAGCUCUGCUCUGAGGAGAAGAUGCUCUUACAUUACCUACACAUUAACACAAGCACUGUGUUCUCUAACUCUCAGUGUCUGACCAGCAAUUAGACCAGACCACUUUUCAAGUCUUAGUCAAAGGCGCAACAAACAGCCAUGAAUCGGUUCUGAAAAACGAAGGAUUUUUCACAAAUAAUGCUCUUUGAUUCUGCUUCUUGAUUCCAAUCGAUCACUAACUGUUCAAAGGGAGGAGCCGUUUGGAGUGGUUUUCAACUGUUGUCAUAGCAGCAGCUACCGAGACUGUAGCAUAAGAUUGAACUUCUUUUCUCCUACACAAGAAGUUAUUAUGUAGUUGAAUCUAUCAGAGUUUCCAAAUUAAAAGUGUAUAAUAUAUAAAAAGUCUAUGUUAAAAUGUCUGAACUGACAUUUCUUCAGUUCAAAGUUUCAUUUUAUGAUCCACUUUUUCAAUGUUAGUCGUUGAAGAACCUCAGUAUCUUAAGCAGUGGCAUCUUCAAGGUAUAAACCGUGAAACAUCAAUGGACCAUAAGCUCAUACUGUGCUUUCUAUUUCUUAAAAUAUUUGGGGUAAUUAAAACUAUUCAUAUUAAAACUAACUGUUGUGAGGCUAACUCCUCUGAGCCUAACUCUUCUGAGCCUAACUGUUGUGAGGCUAACUGUUGUGACACUAACUGUUCUGAGGCUAACUCUUCUGAGGCUAACUCCUGCAGCCUCACAAUCUCUUAUGGUGGAGAGAGAGAGAGAGAGACGAUGAAGCGACAGGGGGAGGAGUCUGUGAUGAGCCUUGCAGUUAGACAAGAGGGUGAUGAAGGAGUGGAAUGCUGUAGCUGGUGUUUGACCAGAGAGGGCAGUAGAUACAACAUGGAACUGUGAAGAUUUGCUCCUGGAUCAGCAAAUAUCGUUAACUAGAUAAACAUAUACACUGGUUUACACCUGGAAAAGUGGUUUAGUUUAGUUUUAGUUACAUUUUAAAGACUCUUACUAGAAGUGGGAAUCAAUAAGCACAAUCAAAAUGGCUGCAUUUGUCUUCUGUGUCACAUUUACAAACAGACUGAAUCAUCUCAACAUCAUCAUCUGUUUCUGCGAUGGUUUUAGUCAAAUCUUCUUUUUUUCUCUUCUCCUCAAAGAGAUUUUAUAUAUAUAUGUAUAUAUAUAUAUAUAUAUAUAUAUAUAUAUGUAUAUGUAUGUGUAUGUGUAUGUAUAUAUGUAUAUUCUUACACCUUCAGUAUACGCAGUCAGCAGCAAAGCUAUAGCAUUAUUCACCAAACUGAACUCUUGUACAAAUUACACUGUGAGGAAAUGUUGCAGGCAGCAGCCAUUAUCAUCCUCAUCAUUAUCAUCAACACACCAGGUGUUUGCACAGAAAGGGGGAGGAGCCUCAUCUGCCCUUAAAAUCCCUUUAGGAUUUUACAAACAUUUGCCCCUCCACGGAUCCAGGCAGACAUUUUUUAAAUAUUAACUUCUGUGUCAUAUGCAAAUAUAAUCUAACCUGUGUACUAACAACAUUUUCACCGCAUAGUAUAAUAAAUAGUCUAAUUGCCCAAAAAUACUACAUGGCUUUGGCAAGAAAGACUGUUCUAUGUUAUUACCUUUUAAUAACAAUACAUACAUUCUGAUUCCAUGAGCCUUCCUAUAACUGGAAUUUAAUCAUUUGCAAUAAAAUGUCAGACUAAACUUAAGAGUCCAAAAAUCUGAAGAUUUAAUUUACAUUUCACAGCUACGAAUCACUGGGUAACCUGUUUAUUGUUAUUAUUAUUACUAUAAUUAUUAUUAUUAUUAUUUUGUUAUUAUUAAUAUUAUUAUUAUGUAACUCAUUGAUUUCCACAGAAAUGAGUAGAAACAAAUGUCUGCCUGGUGCGUUUGUGGCUCCGUGAGAUUUAUAGAAGUCACCAUGUGCUGAAUCAGCCAGAGGAUUAUUAGAGGGCGUUAAAGGCACUGAUGGAGACACUCGAGCCAAUCAGGGUUUGAAGUGCUCCAGUUUGGUAUUAAAUAAAAGGCCACUUCAGGAGAGGUCAGUCCUGUGUUAUUACUGCAGCAUUAUCACUUACUUUAACACUCUGUAUAUGUAGCAGCGUUAGCAGUGUUAGCAGCAGCCUGUGAAGUGUGUGUGUGUUAUUCUUCACGAUUAGGACAAAGCCAGUUUUCUUUUUUUCCCUUUUGAAUUCAUGACACAGAGCGGCUGCCGUUACCAGGCAGCUUAGUUAUAGAAAUCAAAAAUCACAGCAUUGAUAAUGAGUCAUAUCAUCAACAGUUCUCUGCAGUUUUCUCUCGGUCGGUCUCUCUCAUCAUGUACUGUCCUUGUGUGGUGACCACUUAUGACUAUGAAUUAUUGAGCUUUGUACACAUUUACCAUAUAUACCAUAUAUUUAAGAAAGAAAAAGAAAAGAAGCUAAAACUAAUGUUGAAGAUGAUUUAUUUGUCCUGGUACUUUGUCCUUAUCGACCUGCCGUAGACGUAGAUCCCUCACAGUGCUGUUUCCUCUUAUGUUUUUUUUUUUUUUAUUAUUAUUAUUAUUCCCCUGCUGAGAAUUUUAUCGUAAAAUAAUAUCUUUUGAAUCUGUUUGCUGGCCAGUACAGUUUGUGUUCCUGCUUUAAGAAGAUUCAAAGAAAAACAAAUCACAUUUAAGGGCAAACAUCAGUUUUUUGUUUUGUUUUUUAUCUUCACUUUUCAGAUAUGUAGCAUUUUGAAUAUUUAAGGAGGUUGCCACAUAAUUGAAUCAUACAAUCAAUUUUCCAGGUGGAUAUACAUGUAUAUGUAUAUGUAUAUAUACAUAUAUAUAUGUACACAUACAUACAUAUAUGCAUAUGUAUAUGUAUAUAUAUUUACAAUUAUCGGUGCUUCAUAGUCCACAUAUGUGUCAUUUGUACAACUUUUAUCACAUGGAUCCACUAACACUGUAUUCUGCUUUAUGUUGUGUUUAUGCUGAAAUGUUCUUUAAAAGUUUAUUUUAAUGUUAAUGUGCCUUAUUAUGAACCUCUGGUUGUCUAAAUAUACAACGUGUUUUCACCCUUCAGCAGCACAAUUUGUUUUCUGCAACCCUCUGUCAACAAUCAGGUGUUUAUAUAAAAUAAACAGCUGAUUCUCAGAUAAUCAGCACAGUGUCUUUCCAGUGACAGAAGUCUCUCGGUGAAUUCACACCAAUCGCAAAGCAAUUAUUUUUUUCUGAGCGCAAUUCGCAAGAACUUUCUUGCCCGUAUUUCCAGCCCCUCCUGUGUUCUGAGUUAAGUGCGAUAAACACAUAAAAUCCAGUAACGUAGACUUAGGUAAUCCAACUUCCACGCUGUUCUGUUCAGCGUGCACCAUUUCGGAUUAAACAUUGGGAUGUUGGAAGAAUUUGAAUCUCCAAUCAUAUUUUUUUAAGUUCAAAUAUUUCAGAUCAAGCUCCUUCAAGGAAUUUCACAAUACAUGAGUGGAAAUUCUUUCCUACUUCAUUUUUGCAUUGUGUGUGUAAAGAUGAAGAUAAUGUCUAAAAAGAUGUAUGUUGUGUUUGGUCAUAGUACACAAUCAUAGUAAGUUUAACCAGAAAGAGAUUUGACCUAAAUAGUGUUAAGGUUUUCAUGAAAGUGUAAUUUAAAAUAAAUAUAAACAGAGAACUUCUGCUUACAUGUCUGUUCUGCUAACUUGAAGCAGACAUGAGCUAAAUUGAAACAAUGUUUGUUUUAAAACACUUUAAUUUCAAACAUGAGCGCCUUGUAUUGAAACAACUGUUACGAGAAAACACAAAGAAAAGGUGCAAAAAUAACAACACGUAUCUCAAAGGGAAGUGAAUCGCUAGUGGAUGCUAUGUGCUAAUCACUCUGAACUGUUUGAAGGAGUUUCCCCAAGUAAAACAUAAGGUGUCAGGACUGAAUUCACUCUUUCAUCACUGAACGUCCUCUUUAAAGACAAUUUCAGCAUCAUCUCUCUUCUUGUGUAAGUUUUGUUGUCGUCGUCGUUGUUGUUGUUGUUGUUUUUCUGGGAUCCAUGUUGAGCUACUAUUUGUUUAUGACAGUACAGUUAUAUUAGCUAAUUCUACAUUUUUUAAUGUGCUAAAAGACAUUCUAUUGAUCUUAUUAUUAAUCCUAUCAUUAUUAUUAUCAUAUAUUGUCAUUAUUGUUAUUACUAUACAUGGGACCUGAUAAAAAGUUUUGUGUUUCUGCACUGGUAUCUUAUUAAAGCAUGCCAAUCUUA